Candidula unifasciata is the source of this 938-nucleotide messenger RNA. NCBI's taxonomy places the organism in Eukaryota, Metazoa, Mollusca, Gastropoda, Stylommatophora, Geomitridae. The record is from the annotation of a GenBank genome assembly.
UUCCAGGUGGUGCUGGAGGACCAGCACUCAAACCGCCUAGUUCCACAUCUAAUGGACCAGUUAAUGCUCCUCAGAGUGGCGAUAAAGGUCGGCUAAUAAAUGGUGGACCCCCACCAGCCUCAAGCUCUAAUAAACCUACAGCUAAUAAAGUUUUAGCACCAGCUGGGCCUCCUGGUCUUGGUAGGCCAGUCAAUGCUGCGGGUCCACCUCCACCAAGCAAUGGUGGUACACCAGGACGUCUGAACUCAAAUAUCACAAACAGAUUCAAUAGCUCAUCAACAGCUGAAGACAGAGGUGGUUCAGGUGCCUCCCAGCCAAAUGUUUCAUUAAUUGCUGCUGGUCUUGCAUCUCGUAAUACACCAGCCCACUCUCCAGUGCCUAAACCUUCAGUAUCUACCGGUGGGCAUCAGACUGCCACUGCAACACCUCCUCCACCCCCCAGUCGCCCCCCUCCAUCAAAUUCAACCAGACCGAAUAGUAUGGUAGGGCGACCAUUGCCACCACCACCAGGAGACAGUGGAAGUAAUGCUGUAGGUCCGGCACGACCACCACCGCCUCCACCUUCAAGGUCAGCAGCCCCUCCACCUCCAAACAGAAGUGGUGCACCUCCGCCACCACCUCCUCAGAGGACAACAUCAAAUGUUAAUGUAGUGGGGGGUACUAUUGGUCGCUCAGGUCCACCGAGUAGGCCUCCCUCACGGCGGGCAUCUACAGGUGGUGGACUGCCAGCUCCUCCACAGAUCCAGCCACCAACAGGCCCUCGCAAAUCUGGAAGUCAGAGCUCAAGUGAAGAUGAUUUUGAAACACGUUUUCGGUUUCACCAGCCAAAUGAGUUCACACCACCAGAGCCUUUCAGUAACAUGAAUAAAACGUACCCUAGUAAAAAUCCCAGAAACUCCAAUCGCCAGAGACCGCCACCACCAAUGCCUCCACGAUAA